AUGGUGGAGAUCGGCGCCAUUCUCGAGAAGGACGAUGCCGCCGAAGCAGAGACUGCAAGCAAGCGUCGCAUCGCCGAGGCAAUGAGCCGCUCGCGGCCUUCGUCGAAGCGCGAGCGCACACUCGCUUCGUCCGGGCAGCAGCAACAGGUGCAAGCUGCAAGGGAGUCCAUGAGCGCCAGCGCCGGGCGCCGCCGCGCCUCCAAGCCGCUGCCCCCGGGCGACCAGUUCGACCGGCACGCGCCCAUGGCCGUGGCCGUGGCGUACCCGGCGCCGCUGCCCUCGGGGCCGCCGCCCUCGAGCCACCAGAGCCCCUUCGAGAAGCUCAAUACACUUAAACUUCUCCUCGAUUGCGGCCACCUAACCGCCGACGAGUACCAAGAGCGCAAGACGCAAAUUAUCAAUGAGAUGACCGGCACCUCCACCGAGAGGAAGAAGCCCUCUCCCAGGUCCCGGAGAUCCGGAGCAAAUGGCGGCAACCCGGCCCCUCCGCCGCCACUUCAACCUCUGCUCAAGACGGUGGUGCCCCAUGGGCCUCCGGACUUCUCGAGGAUCCGACGAGAGCGGGCGGACAAGUUCAGCUUCGAUGUGGACACGCUCGAGUGGCAUUCCACACCUGUGAGGGUCAAGUUGGACCUGGUGCCAUUUGCCACGGGGCAACUGCGAAAUGCCUACUACUUGCAGGAACUUGGAGCGGAUGGCAGUCCAUCCAGAUUAUUGGUGGCAAAAGUGAGUCUACGUCCUGCGGAACCAAGCACCUAUCUCAGUGACGUGGAGAUGCAAGCGUUGAGGGAUCGGGAACGAGGGACACUGGUUUGCUCCGUGGAGGAGUUCCUACCCGGAGCCUACGUCAAGUACAGCAACAACAGUGGCUAUGUGGGUCGGGAGACCAGCACCACCGAGGAGCGAGAACGCAACACGCCACAAGCUUUUUCCCACUUUUCCUUCGUCGCGUCGGAUUUCCGGCUGAUGAUUGUCGACAUUCAAGGCGUUGCCGACAGCUACACGGACCCUCAGAUCCACUCUGCAGACGGACGGGGGUUCGGCGUGGGGAAUCUCGGCACUUUCGGGAUGGAGAAGUUUCUCGAAAGCCACAGGUGCAACGAGGUCUGUCGGUGGCUCGGACUUCGCAGUAUCAAUGAACAGUACAAACCGGGUGGGACGGCCGCACCGGGGUACGAGAUGCCGUUCGGAGGGGCGAUCAAGAAGUCGACGAACAGGAUCACGGAGGAGCGGAACACCUUCUCAACGUCAGUCACAGUCAGUGAAGCCUUUGGGGACACAGCUACUGCAGAUUGGACCGAGCGGGAGGACUCGCGACUCGAAAGCGGGGACGAAGAUGACGACGAUGAAGACGAGGAGGACGAAGAGGACCCCGGCGAACACUCGGACUCGACCUCGCACGCUACAGACUCGUCGCCGGCCAUGUCGGGGCUGCAUCCAAGGUACCCCAAGUCGAAGCGGCAAAAGCGGUUCUUCACUCCCGCAGCAUCUUCACGCGGUCGUGGUAGUGGAGGGAGAUCAUCUGCCAGGUCGAAGGAGCGUGAGUUUGGCCGCCGGUUCCGUCACCCGACACAUCUCAGCAAAAGCGCCACGGGGAGUCCUGGUGGGGCUGGUAGUGGGCUGUGGACUUGCGUGGUGCGGAACUUAUUCUGUGGGUGUGGAUGA
Phytophthora sojae is the source of this 1665-nucleotide messenger RNA. RefSeq lists its product as hypothetical. The record is from RefSeq and is a predicted model, not a curated record. Gene Ontology annotation, biological process: protein phosphorylation. Lineage: Eukaryota; Oomycota; Peronosporomycetes; Peronosporales; Peronosporaceae. The transcript is spliced from 5 exons. Bases 1 to 1665 code for a protein of 554 amino acids. Gene Ontology annotation, molecular function: ATP binding; protein serine/threonine kinase activity.